ACACUACACAACCUGUGGCUCAUUCAGACCUAUAUAUGCACAUCAUUUAUGCCGUCUUUCAGUCAGUGGCGAGGAUACUGCACAGUGCGUUUCUAAGCUCUCCAGUGCGCGCAGCUCUCCGCGUUGCGCGUGAUUGAGGAGAUAUCCACCGCACGUUCGUUCUUUCACAAGGCUUUUUAUUCACACAUAUCCACAUUUGCGUGCAUCUGUCACUAUGUGAGUCGCUGGACGUGGAAAACUUUUUGCAUAACACAGCGAGGAAUAUUUAGUGAGAAAAGUGUGGUAAUGCGCUUGGAGGAUCUGAUGGAGAAAAGAACACGAAUACUGAGUUGUUCAGAAAUUGCCGGGCACGCUUACUGAAUUUUAGGACUCUAUGGAUUGGUUUUAUAUAAGGGUCUAUAUUGAUAAAAGCAAUUUGGAGUUGAAGAACGUGCAGUGCCCUUUUUAGAAACCAAUCAAAAAGUUACAUCAUAAUCCUGUCUUAUCGUUUUUUCACGAAGUCAUGCUGAUGCGAAGCCAAGCUGUACGGUGGGUCGUUUUUUUGACACUUUGCCUGGUUUUGGUCAAGGGCUUCCCCACAAAAAAGCGCAGAGCGAAUCACAUCAAAAGCAGGAGCAGUGCUUCUGCAGAGGUUCAAGGUCAUGGUGGCUCCAAAGAUGCCAGACAGACACUGUUGGAAAUUCAGCAGCACAACCAGCUAAGGAGCAUCCCGGAUUCACCUCGACGCCAUAAAAGGAGAUGGUCGCAGAUUCGCUCUGAAGGAGUUCUCCCCAAACCUGCUCCGCAUGAGGAAGAGGAACCUUUCGUUUUAGACCUGAAGAACUUCCCUGAUCUUGCCAAUGCAGACCUGGGCUCCCAGAACCCGAAUAUUCAAGUCACCAUUGAAGUUGUGGAUAACCCUCAGAUGGAGGUUGAGAUGGAUCUGGUCAAGGAGGACAGGAACGACUGGUCUUUGAGCUCUGAAGAAUUCCUGGGCCAUAAAAAGCUUUUCUGGCCUCUGUUCUGGGAAUACCAUGACUCCAGUGAAGAAAAUCAAGGAAGUUUGGAGGAGAACGGAGAAGGUUUUGGCUAUGAUGGAGAAGAUUCAUUUUGGAGUGGCGUGGGUGCUGAUUGGAACAGGCGAUGGAAUGGCUGGGACACCAUGGACAAUUACGAAUAUGAAGAAGAGGAAUGGAGCGACUGGUCCCCAUGCAGUGCCACCUGUGGCCAGGGCAACCAGAAGAGGAUUCGUUCAUGUGGCUAUGCAUGCACUGCUACAGAAUCACGGACAUGUGACCUAGAGCGAUGCCCAGAUGACAUUUAUGAUGUGACGGAACCAACUCUUCUUGAUACGUCAAACAGUACAGAGCUUUUUGACACAGAUGUCGACAGCUGUGAGAAGUGGCUGAACUGUAAGAACGACUUCCUCCAGAAGUACCUGCACCAAGUCCUGACCGGACUACCCAGCUGCCCUUGCGUCUACCCGUCGGAGGUCGUCUACAGCGCCGUCAACAUUUUUGAUAGGAUACUGCAAAAAACCUUUCGCUGGCGAGACGCCAGCGGCCCCAAAGAGAGGCUGGACAUCUACAAGCCAUCCGCAAAGUUCUGCGUCCGUUCGAUGCUCUCGUUCGACAGCACCACGUUGGCGGCGCAGCACUGUUGCUAUGACGAUCAUAUGAAGCUGAUCACACGGGGCAAAGGGGCCGGAGCACCCAACCUCAUCAGUACGGAGUUUUCUCCGGAGCUACACUACAAAGUUGAUGUGCUCCCCUGGAUCCUCUGUAAAGGAGAUUGGAGUCGGUUUCAUUCGGUGCGACCGCCCAACAACGGUUUACAGUGUGUUGUGAAUCCACAGGAUGAUGUCUACAUGAAUGAACUCGAAGAGGCCAGAGAGUACUAAUCUAAUGCUAAGAUUAGUUUAUUUACGAUAUAUUUAUGCAUUUGGCCAAUGCUUUUUCCAAAGUGUCUUGGAAACUGUAAAUUCAACAGCUUAAAUUCAAAUGGAUGUUUGAUUUCUUGUUUGAUGGAGUACAUUACCGAACAGUAUUGAGGAUUUUUUUGAAUAUGCAGUGAAUGCAAACUUCCCCAUCAAUUAUGAAGGCAACAAAAGCUUCCUGCUUUGAUCUGAGUUGUCAUUGGUCAAGAAACUCUUUAGCGGAGACCUAAUAUAGAGUUGGAGAGAAGUUAAUCUGGAAAGUUACUUAAAGUAACAUCUGGACUGGGGCUAAGCCUAAGAUACUGUCACAAGCUGUUAUGUACAGCUGAACUGCAAUAACACUGGUUAAACAUGUUGGUCCAGAGCCCAGAUCUGAGGACUGUGAUGCAAUUUUCUUUGUUUUGUUUUUUUCUCUCUGUGACGAUACAUGCAAAGUCUAACAAGGUUCAGCAAAUGGCAAGUUGGCUGUAUUUUCAUUGGACUUAUGUUUGUUUACCUUCAGUUUCCUCAAAGACUCAGAUCUGCCAUUAAAGGAAUUUCAGUAAAGCUGCUAAAAUUGCGACAUAUUAAAAAACGCAACAGAAUGCCGAUUUUGUUGACUUUAGACCUGAAGCUGGAUCCUGGCCUAGGAUCAGUCCAAACAAAUCAAACACAAUCCGCGGUGCUGCUUGCAUACAGAUUCAAAAUAUUUCGGCGAAUAGUUCAUCUCUUUUGGAGCUUGUGUAUUGUUGUUUUAAAUAUACACAGACCUUGUGUCACGGGACGAUAUAUUUAUACAGAACCAUUUGACCUCUACCUUCAGCGAAGAAGUGCGCUAAACCACAAUUAGGGAAUCUGAGACGCACUACAGGACCUUUAUUUGAACUUAGCAAUGGGUGGUAUGUUUUAAAAAAUCGUCGGUAAAAUUGGAUCCCAUUUUCUUUUCUUUUUGCCUUUCAACACAACACAGCUUUGUAGUGAAUGCAAUACGAGACACUCACUUGACACCGGUGUAGGGGUUUGGCCAAGCUUGGUUGACGGAUUGAAGCUUUCCUAAAAGGUGAAUGAACGUCUUGUUAAAUACAAAGCCUCUUUCAACAUCUAAGUUCAUCCUUGAGUCUUAAUCAAUCCUGGAGGCUUAUGGGAUGUUGUUGGACCCUCGUCACCUUUGUCAGCAUGCCCGUUUAUCACAAUGUCUUUUAGUGAGAUGUUAAAACGGUAUGCGGUUGAUGUAAUUCCUAAAUACCAGACAAACACCUGUUCUGUAUAAACGCCCACCUCGGAUGACGUCUUAAUGUGUAAAUUAAAGCAGUGUGUACUCUUUGCAUGAUGUAAUGUGGCGGAAGUCAAGAUAUUGAACCAGAAAUUAAAAGGUUUAGUCUCAGGUGGGAUACCGAAAGUUAAAGACCUCUUUUUUAACCCUUAUGUGGUUGUCGGGGCCAUUUUUGGCCUUUUUUGUCUUAAUUUGGCCACAAUCAUCAUGUGACACCAUUAACCCUUUAGUAGGCCUUUGCAAAAAACAGAGCUUAAAGGAAUAUUCCAUUUUCUUAAAAGAAAAAUCCAGA
Paramisgurnus dabryanus is the source of this 3459-nucleotide messenger RNA. The record is from RefSeq and is a predicted model, not a curated record. Lineage: Eukaryota; Metazoa; Chordata; Actinopteri; Cypriniformes; Cobitidae.